CCGCGGAAGGGGAGGGGCUUCGCUCGGCAGCCGCCGCCGGCGCCCGAGAACAACAUUAGCGCCAGAUUAGCUGCCACUUCUUCUCUUCCUCCUCCUCCUCCAUAAACCCUUGCCUUGUAUCCCACCCGAGUUGCCUUUUGGGGGUGGAUUUUCCUCCAUAGAGAGCUACUGCAAAAACAAGGGUUGGGUGGGUGCAGAGAGAGAGAAGAAAGAAAAAGCGAACCGGUGGAAUAGAUCCAGCCAGAACCUCUCUCUUAUUACGCAGGUCACUCACACACGCAGAUGGGGAUGGUUGUGGGUUCGUUUGGCUAUUGUGCAAUGAUUGAGUUUUUUAAAAAUCCACCUUUUUUCCUUAGCGGAGGGGAUGGGGGUUAAGCAGCGUGGUUUGACGUCUCGCCCAGGGUUUGUUCCCUUGGCUUUGCAAAGGUAGUCUCUCCUCUGGAGGUUUUGAAACAGAGGCUGGAUGGCCAUCUGUCGGGAGGGCUUUGAAGGUAUAUUCCUGCCCGGACUGGAGGGCCCUUGCGGUCUCUUCCAACUCUUUGAUGUGAUUGUGGUUCCAGCUUAUAAGCCACUGCAGGAAGAUUUCUUCUGAGGAGGCUGAGGGCGGGGAGGGGGGGUUGCUUGCUUUUUGGUCUUGACGGUUUACUCCAAUGGCUCAAACCAGCCCAAACCAGUCUCUUCCCGGAGCCUGGGCUUGAGCUUUGCCCGCCGGAGGGAGGCUCCUCCUAAGCAAGGCUGGGAGGGACAGGAAAGGGAAGAGCGAGGAGGGGGAGGAGGAGAGGCGAGCCUUGCCAUGAGCAGCGCCUUGGUGAGGUUUUGGGGAGCUCCUCGGCGGCAGCUCCUCGGCGCUGCUUGCCGCCUGAUCCACCCUCCUUCGCCCGGCGCCAGGCGCAUCGUGGACAUGUCCUACUCGCGGCAGUUUCUGGAUUUCCAGGGCUCCAACAUCCCCGCUUCCAUGAAGAAGGUGGUGGUCACCAAGCUGAGCUCCGACUUCCGAGAAGCCGCCACCCUCCACCGCGACGUCCCAGUGCCUCUCCCUGGAGACGGAGACCUCCUGGUCCGAAACAGAUUUGUGGGCAUUAAUGCAUCUGAUAUUAACUUCUCAGCUGGCCGAUAUAUAGCCGAAGUUAAGCCCCCAUUUGAUGCAGGCUUUGAAGGAAUUGGUGAAGUGGUUGCCCUGGGUCUAAGUGCAAGCUCUAGAUUCUCAGUGGGCCAACCAGUGGCUUACAUAAAAUAUGGUGCCUUUGCUGAAUAUAUCGUUGUGCCUGCUAAAGAAGCCAUCCCAGUGCCUUCUGUGAAGCCUGAGUUUCUCACCCUUCUGGUAAGUGGAACUACAGCUUAUAUCGGUCUGAAGGAGCUUGGAGAGCUGUCUGAAGGGAAGAAAGUUCUGGUGACAGCAGCAGCUGGAGGAACGGGUCAGUUUGCUGUGCAAGUUGCAAAGAAGGCAAAAUGCCAUGUAAUAGGAACUUGCUCCAGUGAUGAAAAAUCAGGCUAUUUGAAAUCCAUUGGCUGUGACCAUCCUAUCAACUAUAAAACUGAAAAUGUUGCUGCUGUUCUUAAGAAGAACUACCCGGAUGGUGUGGACGUAGUGUAUGAAUCUGUUGGUGGGAAGAUGUUUGACUUGGCUGUCAAUGCCUUGGCAAUCAAAGGGUGUGUGAUAAUUAUUGGGUUUAUUUCUGGCUACCAAAGCCGUACUGGCCUUCCGUCUAGUCCGGCAGAGAACCUGCCAGCAAAACUGCUCUUUAAAUCUGCCAGCGUCCAUGGGUUCUUCUUAAAUCAUUACCUCUCUGAAUACAAAAUGGCAAUGAAACACUUGCUCACAAUGUAUGAAAAUGGAGAGCUGGUUUGUGAGGUAGACUUAGGAGACAUGUCUCCAGAGGGCAGGUUCUCCGGUUUAGAGUCAGUCUUCCGUGCUAUAGAUUAUAUGUAUCAGGGAAAAAAUGUUGGGAAAAUUGUAGUAGAAUUACCUCACACUGUCAACAGUAAGCUGUGAAAACAGAACAGUGAUAUAAAUCAAAAGAGGAAAAAUGGGCUCGUUAUGCUUCUCGAAAAUUAAAACAGUUUAAUUUCUUUAAAGUUGGCAGCAUAUUAAAAUAGCAUUUAUGCACUAAUAAAAUUGUUUCCUUUCCAAGAUAUUGUAUUUUUUAUAAAUGUAAUUUCUGAUUGAUACUCCUUUAAGCAGCAACACUGUAUUUUUAUCUGGAACUUUUGAAUGAAUUUAUGAUUAAGCUUAAACUGAAUCUGAAUGUAAUUCGAAUAAUAAAAACUGAUUUUAUACA
Messenger RNA from Anolis sagrei ordinatus, 2279 nucleotides. It is a transcript of the gene PTGR3, whose product is annotated as prostaglandin reductase 3. Gene Ontology annotation, molecular function: zinc ion binding. Gene Ontology annotation, cellular component: mitochondrion. The record is from RefSeq and is a predicted model, not a curated record. Lineage: Eukaryota; Metazoa; Chordata; Lepidosauria; Squamata; Anolidae.